Lichtheimia ornata is the source of this 840-nucleotide messenger RNA. RefSeq lists its product as uncharacterized. The record is from RefSeq and is a predicted model, not a curated record. Gene Ontology annotation, biological process: fatty acid catabolic process. NCBI's taxonomy places the organism in Eukaryota, Fungi, Mucoromycota, Mucoromycetes, Mucorales, Lichtheimiaceae. The transcript is spliced from 5 exons. The coding region runs from base 1 to 840 and encodes 279 amino acids. Gene Ontology annotation, molecular function: 2,4-dienoyl-CoA reductase (NADPH) activity.
AUGAGCGCUCCAGUUGAUACCACUGACAUUUUCAAGAAGGAUAUCUUUGCAGGCAAGGUCGUACUCGUCUCUGGUGGUGGAUCGGGCAUUUGCCGCGGUUUGACAGAAGCUUUAUUACGCCAUGGUGCAAAGGCUGCCAUUGUUAGCAGAACCUUUUCAAAAUUGGAAAAGGCUGCCAAAGAGAUGAGUGCUGCUACUGGUGGUCCUGUUUUGCCUGUUGCAGCUGAUGUCCGCAAACCUGAACAAGUUGAAGCUGCUGUUGCCAAAACAGUCGAAACGUAUGGUCGCAUUGACUUUUUGAUCAAUGGUGCUGCCGGCAACUUUUUAGCCCCCUUUGAAGGCCUUUCCUACAAUGCCUUCCGUACCGUAAUCGAAAUUGAUACCCUUGGCACUUUUAACUUUACCAAGGCCGCUCUCCCUCAUCUCAAAGCGAGCAAAGGCGCUGUGCUCAACAUUAGUGCAACACUUCAUUACACUGGCAAAGCCUUCCAGCUUCAUGUGGGUGCUGCAAAAGCUGCCAUUGAUGCGUUAACCACUCACUGGGCUGUUGAGUUGGGUCCUCAUGGUAUCCGCGUCAAUGGUAUUUCUCCAGGUCUUAUUGCUGACACUGAAGGUGCCAAUCGCUUGGCUGCAAACUUUAAAGAAGCUGCUGUUCCUCUCCAGCGUGUCGGCAAGAUCAAGGAUGUUGAGCAAUCUGCUUUAUUCUUGUUCUCUGAAGCAGCCAAUUACAUCACUGGUGUUACCUUAGUGGUUGAUGGUGGUCAAUGGCUUAACAGCGGCAACCAUGAUUACCCCAACUCCAUUCUCAGCUUUGUUGGACGUAGCAAGAGUAAAAUGUAA